Molecule: messenger RNA, 861 nt
Organism: Seminavis robusta
Lineage: Eukaryota; Bacillariophyta; Bacillariophyceae; Naviculales; Naviculaceae
Source: the annotation of a GenBank genome assembly
AUGACGAAACGUUCUAACGAUGUCUUGGCUCCUAGCGCCAAGCGCUCUCGAAAGAUGGCGGCGCAGCCAAACGCGAUUGCCGUGAUGGCUCGUCCUGACAAGGCGUCGUCUUGUCCAGCGGCCGCAACAGUAGUCACAUCAACGGUGCUUUCCAAUCAAGAAUCUCCAACGAAAAUAGGAAGGUUGCCUUUGAUGCCAUCGAUCGCUCCAACAUCGGCGGUCGGCGCCAACAAAGUGACGAAGUAUGCAUACGACAUGGUGGAGACGUUUCGGCGUGACCCGAUUCAGUGCGAUCAAUUUGUCGCGAUCGGAGGCCCCCUUUCUCUUCUGGUCUUCAUGAAACAGUGGCAACACAAUGAAGAGGUUCAAGAAGAACUCUUCUCUUGCCUCGGCUGGUUCGUGUACUGCUUCAAGGAGAAGAAUCUCGCGGGGAAGUUCGACGUGUUCUCGUUCCUUCGAAAAGCAGGGGUUCUCGCAGCGAUUGUCGAGGUCAUGCGGCUCUAUCCCAAACGAAGCGUUCUUCAGCGCAAUGGUAUGUACAUGAUCAUGUACUUGUGCGAGUACGCUCACGGCGACAACUGCCAACAGCAGGAAAUGGCGUACGAUUUUAUCCAUGAACUCCAAGGCAUUUCGUCGAUCGUGGCGGCAUGUGUGUCGCAUCCAACAGUGGACUACGUCCAAAAGGUGGCGUGUGCUCUGCUGGCAACUCUUUGCCACUUGGGAUUCUAUAAUAUCACCGUCAUGAAAACAGAGGCCCUUCCCACUGUCGCUCUUGCCAUUGCCGUUUUCCCGCACGACGCGUUUCUCGUGAACCAAGCCGCCGACUUUACGGAAAUGGUCUUACGAGCCUACCACAAGUAA